This is a messenger RNA of Pseudoliparis swirei, 5460 nucleotides long. Its product is annotated as ubiquitin carboxyl-terminal hydrolase 15-like. The record is from RefSeq and is a predicted model, not a curated record. The transcript has 22 exons. Gene Ontology annotation, molecular function: cysteine-type deubiquitinase activity. Gene Ontology annotation, biological process: protein deubiquitination. The coding region runs from base 1 to 3168 and encodes 1055 amino acids. Lineage: Eukaryota; Metazoa; Chordata; Actinopteri; Perciformes; Liparidae.
AUGGCGGAAGGAGGAGCGGCAGAUCUGGAUACCCAGAGAGGAGAGGUCGCGGCGCAGUUGAAAACACAGCUGAAAAAGGGAGACACUUGGUACCUGGUGGACAGUCACUGGUUCAAACAGUGGAAGAAAUAUGUGGGAUAUGACAAUUGGGAUAAAUACCAGAUGGGUGACCAGAAUGUCUACCCAGGACCAGUUGAUAACUCCGGUCUUCUCAGAGAUGGGGAUGUGCUGGCCAUCAAGGAGCACCUCAUCGAUGAGCUUGACUACAUCCUGGUCCCCACAGAGGGCUGGAAUAAACUCAUCAGCUGGUAUGGAUUAACAGAGAAUCAGGAGCCAAUUGCACGAAAGGUGGUAGAACAGGGUAUGUUUGUGAAGCACUGCAAGGUUGAGGUGUACCUGACAGAGCUGAAGCUCUGUGAAGACAGCAACAUGGACAAUGUGAUCACCAGGCGCUUCAGUAAAGCUGACACAAUAGACAUGAUAGAGAAGGAGAUGAGGAAGCUGUUCACCGUCCCUGAUGAGAAGGAGACCAGGCUGUGGAACCGGUACAUGAGCAACACCUUUGAGCCUCUCAACAAACCAGACAGCACCAUUCAAGAUGCCGGCCUCUACCAGGGACAGAUUCUCGUCAUAGAGCAGAAGAGUGAGGAUGGCUCAUGGCCGCGAGGCUCCACGGCACCCAAGUCAUCUGGUGCUUCCAAUCUCUCUGCUUUGCCAAAGAUCUUGCCUUCAUCUCUCACAAACAAUCAUAACAGCAGCUUCAACAGCAGGAAUGUGAAGAAUUCAAGCUAUAGUCUACCGUCCUACCAUCCCUACAGCAACAGCUAUGACUACUCAGACCAGAGCAGGCAGAGUGAGCGCUCGGGCCUCUGUGGACUCUCCAACCUGGGCAACACCUGCUUCAUGAACUCUGCUGUGCAGUGUUUAAGCAAUAUCCUUCCUCUGACGGAGUACUUCCUCAAAGACAAGUUCACAGAAGAGAUGAAUGAGGACAACCCGCUGGGCAUGAAGGGGGAGAUCGCCAAAGCUUACGCCGAGCUCAUCAAGCAGCUGUGGUCGGGCAAAUUCAGCUACGUCACCCCACGGCCUUUCAAGACCCAGGUGGGCCGCUUUGCUCCACAGUUUUCGGGCUACCAGCAGCAGGACUCUCAGGAGCUGCUGGCCUUUCUCCUGGACGGCCUUCACGAAGACUUGAACCGCAUCAGGAAGAAGCCCUACAUCCAGCUAAAGGACGCCAACAGCAGGCCUGACAAGGUGGUGGCGGAGGAGGCGUGGGAGAACCACAUCAAGAGAAAUGACUCCAUCAUUGUGGACAUCUUCCACGGCCUUUUCAAGUCCACCCUGGUGUGCCCCGUGUGCUCCAAGGUCUCUGUGACCUUCGAUCCUUUCUGCUACUUGACCCUGCCCCUGCCCAUGAAGAAGGAGCGGACACUGGAGGUCUACCUGGUCCGAAUGGACCCUCUGGCCAAACCCACACAGUACAAGCUGACCGUACCGAAAGUGGGCUACAUCUCCGACCUGUGUACCUCCCUCUCCAACCUGUCUGAGGUGCCUGCUGAGAAGAUGAUUGUAACUGACAUCUACAACCACCGUUUCCAUCGGAUCUUCGCCACCAACGAGAACCUCAGCAGCAUCAUGGAGAGAGACGAUAUCUAUGUAUUUGAGUUGGCGGUGAACAGGGUGGAGGACACGGACCACGUGGUGAUCCCGGUGCACCUGAGGGAGAAGUACAAACAGUCGGGCUACAACCACACCAGCACGCCGCUGUUCGGACAGCCCUUCCUCCUCACCGUGCCCAGAGCCCUCACCGAAGACAAGCUCUACAACAUGCUGCUCCUGCGCCUGUGCCGGUUUGUGCGAUCUCUAGUGGUGGAGGAGGAGGAGGAGGAGGAGGAUAGUGAAGAGACACAGCCGUCCAAACCACACGCCGUUAACGGUAACGCCACUAAUGGACUGCUGGAGGAGGGGUCGCCGAGCGAGAUGGAGACCGGCGAGAUGGAGACCGACGAGCAGGACGACGAGUCCAGUCAGGAUCAGGAGCUGCCCUCCGAGAACGACAACAGCCAGUCUGAGGACUCUGUGGACAACGAACAGGAGAACGGUGUGGUCGGCUCACAGAACUCCACCAAAGGCCAGCAGACAGCAGGGCUCAACAGGAAGAGGCUCUUCACAUUCCAGUUCAAUAACAUGGGAAAGACCGACUUCUCCCUCAUCAAGGAGGACACCAGGCAGAUCCGCUUUGACGAGGGCCACCUCCGACUCAGUGACCGCUCUUAUCUCUCCUUGGACUGGGAACCGGAGAUGAAGAAGAAGUACUUUGACGAGACUCUUGUCGAGGACUUUGACAAGCACGAGAGCAUGGAGUACAAGCCUCACAAGAAGGCGUACUUCAAGCUCAAAGACUGCAUUGAACUUUUCACCACGAAGGAGAAACUGGGAGCAGAGGACCCAUGGUACUGUCCGAACUGUAAGCAGCACCAGCAGGCCACCAAGAAGCUGGACCUGUGGUCUCUGCCGCCGGUGCUGGUGGUCCAUCUGAAGCGCUUCUCCUACAGUCGAUACAUGAGGGACAAGCUGGACUCCCUGGUGGAUUUUCCACUCAGAGACCUGGACAUGUCUGAGUUCCUGAUCAACCCCAAGUCCGGGCCCUGUCACUAUGACCUCAUUGCUGUGUCCAACCACUACGGCGGGAUGGGUGGAGGCCACUACACGGCGUACGCCAAGAACAAAGACGACGGGAAGUGGUACAACUUCGAUGACAGCAGCGCGUCUCCCGCCAGCGAAGAUCAAAUAGUGUCCAAAGCCGGCUACGUGCUUUUCUACCAGCGCCAGGACACGGUGAAGGGCACCGGCUACUUCGCUCUCGACCGCGAGGAAGAACAGGAUGUGGAGGGCGAGGAGGAAGGAGAGGAUGGGGAGAAUGAAGGCGAUGAGAGGCAGGAGAGAAACACCCCUUCGUCCUCUCAAGGUGCCUCUUGUUCUGCCUCGUCUGCCGCCGCCGCCACUCCGAGUGACGAGGAGGACCUGAACGAGAACCGCCACAGAAAGAACGACAACGAGCAGGCCGAGGAGGAGCAGGAGGAGCAGGAGGAGCAGGAGGAGCAGGAGGGGAAGGGGGAGCAGGAGAAACAGGCGCCCAAUCGAAACGUCACCAUGAAAACCAACUGAGGCGAUCGAGGACACGAAUACAUGGAGAGAGAGACGAGGAUCUUUCCAUCCAAAGCCAUAUGGACACACAGCAUGGCAGCGGGCGCCACCGGUCCCACCCAGCGGCUCGGACUCGGCCGCUCGACAGGCCGAGCCGCUGCGGGGGUGGCGACUGUUACGUCGGGGAGCUGCCGCGGGACGCAACUCUUAAGAAAUCAGGGCCCUUCUCUGUGGUUGGAUCACUGUGUGUGUGUGUGUGCGUUUCGUCACGUCCAUUUGUUUAGGAUUUGCUCACCUGCUCUCUGGAAAAGAGUCACAGAAAGACAUUGGAGGCGAAUGGAGAGGCGUCGCGCUCUCAAUCGCCCCCCCUUUGCUUUUUGUGUUUCUUGUUUAUAUAUAUAUAUAUAUUUUUAUUUUUUUGAGAGCAAUGCAUUAUUGGAAUUUAAUUUUAUUAUCAUUUAGACGGUGUAAAUAUUUUAAAGAAUUAAUUAUUUCAUGAUGCGCUGAAACCUUUUGAACUUGCACAAUCACCAACCAGCCACCUUUUUUUGUUUGAUGUAUUAUUGCCACACGGACUGCAAAUGUGUCCCAUAAACAUCUGAGGGCUUCAGGGAGCAGCGAGCAGUCUGGACUUCACGUAGAGAAGUUAUACUUAUAGUUUGUUUUAUUAAGUGUCGAACAGCCAAACGCUCUUGGCUUUGAGCUGCUGCUACUGCUGUAAUCUUGCAUUUUUAGACGGAUUAUUAGUAUAUCGGCAUGAACUUUAGCGAUGUAAGGUCCCGCUUCAGCCGUCUCUCUCUGGUCUCCGUUGAUCUGGAAACCUGCAAAUUAAGUGGGAUUUUGAAGUUAUCCAGCUAACUUUGCAAAAAAAUAUAUAUAGCUGAACAGAUUCUAACUUUGCACAUUUUAUCUGCAAAAAGAAGAAUAAGUAGUGCGCGUUUCACUCUGUCUUAAUAACUCAACAUAAUUUGCAGGGAUUGCAACAAAUCUGUUUAAAAGUUAGCUGGCCGACUCUUAAAUCCUCCGCCACAAAGCUCUGAGUUAUUCACAGGUAAAGGCUCUACCACGACUCAGUCUCUCUCUCUCUCUCUCUCUCUCUCUCUCUCUCUCUGUGCUCUUCAUAUCCGAGGCGCUGUGAGAUUAGGAACAUCGGUGAUCAUCCGGCAUCAGAUGGCCCGUCUCUUGUUUCGGAUCACCUCGGCCUUAACUCUUAAUCUCAGACCGGUCGCCUUUUUUCUUUGCACAGAACUAAUCUCGCCCUCUUUCCCGCACGGCCCGGCCCGGCGCGCACAAAUGCCCGUCUGGUUUGUCUGCUCGUUGACAUCGCAGCCACGUCAUCUCGCCGCAGGGGGCCGGAAUGUACGUUGAAUGGUAUGAACACCGACCAGAUGUAUGUCGGUGAUGCCUUUUUUUCUUCUUUUCUUUAUAGGGCCAGGUGGUUUUUAUUUUUGCAAUUUUUUUUCACGGCGCCCUAUUUUUGGUUUGGUUGAAUGAUGGUAACGGGUUGUUUGCCUUUGGUAUUAGCUGUAUGGUGGGGAGGGGGGGGGUUAAGAUGCUUCUUUGUGGUCCUGAGCUUCUCGGCAUGGAGGCAGGUGGUAAGGGGGACAGUGGGGUGAGUCUGCCUGAAAGGCCGACCAGCUUUUAGGAUCAUGAUACAGUGAACAUAUUUUGUGGCAGAUUGUUGCAGGAUAUUCCUCCAUCAAUGUGACUCAUGAUGAAACUAUUCUCUUCUAUGGUGGAGUUAUGUGUUUCUUUUUCUACCUGUUCUUCCAUUGUAAACAGCAUUAGCGUCCCUGUUGUCGCCUCAGAAUAUUAGAUGUGCACCAUGCCUUUAUACCAACUUCAGACCCCCCCCCCCCCCCCAUCCUGACUGAGUGAGAUGUGAUUGCUACUAUAGGCUUAUACAAUACUGUACAUAAGAGUUCACUCUGUGAGUGCACAUUUGAUAAAGUUUAUUUAUUUAUAUGUAAGCCUUUAAUAAUAAACAUACAAUAUAUUUAAAACCUUGGCCAAGACCUGACGUGUCAGGCGGGAGAUGUGGCUCGAGUCCAUACUAGUUGGCGAGGUUUUGCUGUGCUCUUGGCAGGGAGGAAAUAUUUUUCAAAAAAAAUGUACAAAAAAAACAAAAAAAAGGAAGGGUCUGGUUUUGGGACUUUUUUUGUAAAACAAAAAAUAAAUAAUAAUCCAGACAUCCUUGCAUGAAAACAUAACGAAGGGGUUCCAGGUUUGGCUGCACUUGAGUUCACUUGGGUUUACAUUUGAAAUGUGCAUGUGUAUUUAUACACAAUCUUCAAUAAAGUUGUGUCAAGCUUC